AUGCUUUCGGUUUGGCCUGCUCCGUACGCACCUGUCGCGUUUGCUAUGGACGGUUCUUUCAGACAUUCCGUCCCACCGGGAACAGCAUCCCGUCCGAUGACAGAACACAAAGAAGAUUCGGAAAUAUUUGUAGCCUCUAGUCCAUCUUCUGUGGUAGUUGAAACUACAACUGAAUCAAGAGCAUCGUUUUCAGAAGGUUUCAGAGAUGCAGUGCUUUGUCGACAGUACGCCUGUACAGACUCGUGUGCUCGCUUUAGCAUGGCACUUUCAUCACCGGUAGAGUCGUCAACUUCGUCUUCAUCAUCCAAAUACUCAUCAACCUCCUCAUCCUCCUCGGUAUUCGAGCAGACGGCCUGCUUGGACCGGUGUUCAUUCAAAAGCGCGUCUGCACUGACUAAACUGGACAAGUCAGCUGAAUAUAACGAAAUAUAG
Molecule: messenger RNA, 432 nt
Organism: Opisthorchis viverrini
Lineage: Eukaryota; Metazoa; Platyhelminthes; Trematoda; Opisthorchiida; Opisthorchiidae
Exons: 3
Coding region: 1-432 (143 amino acids)
Source: RefSeq, a predicted model, not a curated record